CCACAUAAGAGUUCUUGGUGGAGACGCAGACUGUCAGACUCUUUGACCGAGAUGACUUCAUACACCGUGACUGUUGCCACGGGCUCUCAGUGGUUCGCUGGCACUGAUGAUUACAUUUACCUGACCUUGGUGGGGACGGAUCGCUGCAGUGAGAAAACUCUUCUGGAUAAACCACUAUAUAAUGACUUUGAGCGAGGAGCGGUGGACUCAUAUGACAUCAAAGUAUCAGAGAGUCUUGGUGACAUAGAACUCAUAAAGAUUGAGAAGAAAAAGUACUGGAUGCUUGACGACUGGUAUUGUAAAUACAUUACAGUGAAGACUCCCAAUGGAGAUUACAUUGAGUUCCCUUGUUUUCGCUGGGUAGUGGACGAUAAAGAGGUGAUACUUCGAGAUGGCAGAGCUCGUCUGCCUCAGCAAGACAAAACCAGAGUGGCGAAACAACACAGACGCAAGGAACUGGAAAACAGACAGAAGAUUUACAGAUGGAGGGAGUGGCAUCCUGGCUUUCCCAUGAGCAUCGAUGCAAAUACCCAUAAAGAGCUUCCGCGAGAUAUCCAGUUUGACAGUGAGAAAGGCAUCGACUUCGCUCUAAAUUACAGUAAAGCGAUAGAGAACCUCUGUAUUAACCAGUUCAUGCACAUGUUCCAGUCCUCAUGGGGAGAUUUUGGAGAUUUUGAACGGAUAUUUGUGAGGAUCAAGAACACAAUAUCAGAGUAUGUGAUGCAGCACUGGAAAGAAGACUUUAUGUUUGGAUAUCAGUUUUUAAAUGGCUGUAAUCCCGUCAUCAUCAAGAAGUGUACAGAAAUACCAGAGAAGUUUCCAGUCACACAUGAAAUGGUGAAAGACUUCUUAGAAAGAGACCUUUCUUUGGAAGAUGAGCUGAAGGCAGGAAACUUGUUUAUAGCAGACUACGAGAUCAUGGAGGACGUCACAGCUAAUGCUACAGAUCCUUGCACCCUGCAGUAUUUAGCGGCACCCAUUUGCUUGCUGUACAAGAACACUCAGAACAAAGUUUUGCCAAUCGCCAUACAGCUAAGUCAAACCCCAGGUGAAGACAGCCCAAUCUUCCUGCCUACUGAUAAUGACUAUGACUGGUUGUUGGCCAAGAUCUGGGUAAGGUCUUCUGACUUUCAUGUGCACCAGACAGUGACACACCUCCUGAGGACCCAUCUGAUAUCUGAGGUUUUUGGCAUUGCUAUGUUCCGACAGUUGCCUGCCGUCCAUCCUGUGUACAAGUUGAUUUUGCCACAUGUUCGUUACACAAUUGCUAUCAACACAAAAGCACGCGAGCAACUCAUCUGCGAAUGUGGACUCUUUGACAAGGCUAAUGGUACAGGUGGAGGUGGCCAUGUAGAGCUAGUGCAGAAAGCCAUGAAGACUUUCACCUAUAAGUCCUUGUGCUUUCCGGACUCCAUAAAGGCUCGAGGCAUGGACAGCAAGGAAGAGAUUCCCUACUACUUCUACAGAGAUGAUGGCAACUGUGUGUGGGAGAUAAUCAAAAGUUUUGUGGAGGACAUUGUGCACAUAUUCUAUGAUAGUGACAAAACAGUGCAGGAGGAUGAGGAGAUACAGGCAUUUGCCAAAGAUGUCUGCAGCUUUGGAAUGCAGGAUUCUGAUUACUGUGAGUUUCCAAAAUCAUUGCAGAACCGAGAGCAGCUGGUGGAGUACCUGACUGUUAUAAUCUUCACAGCUUCUGCACAACACGCUGCUAUCAACUUUGGCCAGUAUGACUGGUGUUCAUGGAUCCCAAACUCUCCACCCACUAUGCGGAAACCCCCACCUACAAAGAAGGGUGAGGUUGAUAUGGCAUUCAUCUUGCACAGUCUGCCAGACCGUGGUCGCUCCUGCUGGCAUCUCGGAGCAGUGUGGGCUCUUAGUCAGUUCCAAGACAAUGAGCUGUUCUUGGGCAUGUAUCCUGAUGAACACUUCAUUGAGAAACCGGUGAAGAAAGCUAUGGAGACUUUCCGGCAGAAGCUGGACGAGCUAACCAAAGCCAUCAAAAAUCGCAAUGAGGGGAAGAAUCUUCCCUUCUUCUACCUGUCUCCAGACAGGAUCCCAAACAGUGUGGCACUCUGAAUCCUACAAGCUGGAGGGUUUGUGUGUGAAGGAAAAUUUCCUGCACUGUUAUUGUCACAUGCCUAAUUUUGUAAUACAUUCUUUGUGUAAGAACAUACUGUAUACUUUGAUAAAUUUGUGGUUUUGAAUUACGUAUUACAGUUAAGUUUUCCAUCUUGCUAUAAAAUGAUUGGUGGAUUUCAAUAAAUAUAGAUUACUCAAA
Molecule: messenger RNA, 2278 nt
Organism: Tachysurus fulvidraco (yellow catfish)
Lineage: Eukaryota; Metazoa; Chordata; Actinopteri; Siluriformes; Bagridae
Gene: alox5a
Product: arachidonate 5-lipoxygenase a
Exons: 14
Coding region: 52-2076 (674 amino acids)
Biological process (GO): lipid oxidation; linoleic acid metabolic process
Cellular component (GO): nuclear envelope
Molecular function (GO): protein binding; iron ion binding; arachidonate 5-lipoxygenase activity
Source: RefSeq, a predicted model, not a curated record